UUGGUUAUUACAUAUGAUAAUAAAUUUUUGCAUAAUUAAUAUCACGGUCACUCUGAGAGGGAGUGGCAUUGUGAUAGGUUGCAGUGAAACUCAUCUUUCACUUGGUUGGUGUCUGGGCAAGCGUUGAAUUUCCUUCGUUGGGCUACAAAGUAUUGCCAAGAUGACAACAAAGACAACAAAAAUUACUAUCACUAAAAGCACUGUUAAAGUUGUCAAUGCUAGAGAUGAAAAAGAGUUUCCUAGAGCAACUAAAAAGGAUGGGCGCUAUAUAACACCAUGGGAAACAAGCAAGGCACAACCAGGUGGCUGGGAUAACUUCAAGUACGCAUUUGUCCCAAAUAACAGCAGAGUGCCAGCUGAAGAGAAAUUGAACGAGGAGCCAUUGAUGCAGAUUAUGAAUGCAGAUCCAAAUCGCAUUGAGAACCCUCCAGAAAAUGGAAUCAGAGUUACUUGGUUGGGUCAUGCUUCUGUCCUGUAUCAGCUUGACAAUGUUAACAUCCUAACCAACCCAAAUUUUAGCACUAGAGGAAUCAGGUACUAUCACCCUGGAGGAGAUUUCCGCUACAGAAAGCCAGUGUAUGAUGUGCAGCAGUUGCCUAGAAUUGAUGCUGUUUUGAUCAGCAACACCCAUUUUGACCAUCUUGACCUACCCUCAAUUAGGUCACUGAAUGAGAGGUUUGGUGAAAUGCUUCUUUGGUAUGUCCCUGCUGGUCUUCAGCCAUGGAUGAGCAAGGCUGGAUGUGCCAAUGUUGUUGAAUUAGAAUGGUGGCGGGAAGAUGAAGUUGAUUUCAUUGACCAAUCAAAAGUUGAUGAUGAGGAGGAAACAAAAGUCACAAAGGUGAAGUUUGUGUUCUGUCCAUCACAAAAUUUCCAUUCUAGGUCAACUGAUGAUGAUAAUGCAGUUUUGUGGGGUAGUUGGGCUGUGUUGACACCAAGAUACAAGUUAUUCUUUGUUGGAACAUCUGGUUACUGUGAUGUUUUCAAAUCCAUUGGGAGGAAGUAUGGACCAUUUCAUAUGGCAGCAUUACCCAUUGGUGGUUAUGAACCAGACUACAAAUUUGGUUUUGGAGCCUGCACACCUGAAGAAGCUGUCAAAAUCCACCAAGAUUUGUUAGCAAUGUGCUCACUGGCAAUUACCUGGGGAACAUUUAACUUUGCCAACGAGUAUUACCUAGAACCCCCUCAAAGGCUACAAGAAGAGUUGAGAAAAAAUGGCCUAUCAGAUAUGCAGUUCUUCCUUUUAAAACAUGGUGAGUCAAGAUUGAUUGAAAUUAAAGAGGCAGAUGACAAACAAGAUGAAGAUGAGCAGGCUGAGGAGCAUCAUCAUCAUCAUGAACACCAUGCUGAUGAAGACCAACAACAAACAGAAGAAGAUCAAGGACUAAUUGAUUAUCUUGUUGACAAAAUAACUGGAGAAGAAGAGAAAGCUGAAGAUGACCAGUAAAGAUUUGAACGAGGACAGUCAAAUGUAUCUCACCACAACAAUUGGGGUCAUUUAUUUUAUAUGCCAAUUAUUGCUUUAAAUUUUUAUUUGGUAAUAUUCAGUGAAAUUUUGGAAGAAUAAAAGAAUUAUUUGUAAUGGAAAUUAUUUUCAUUGAGCUUUGUGGAACAACCAGCAUGCAUUUUGUACACUUUUUUAGUUUUGUAGUGGGUUAAGAAUGACUAUUGCGUUUAUUUAUAGUAAGUAGGGGUGAAUUACAACUUCCUUUGUUGAUUUUUACUUAUUGCUGCAUUUUUUGUUGUCAAACAUGUAUUUUGGAAGACUGUAGCUGAUAUUGGUUGGAAAGAGGAUAACGUCACACGUGUGUCUGUCAUAAAAUACACUCUUUGUGGAAAUGCAGCCUAUUUUCCCAAAGUUUAGCAAAAUCUUUGACGUACUGUAGAACAGAGCUGUUUCAGAAUGUGAUUUUCAGGAUGUUCCAUAGGUAAUGCUCGUGAAGAGACUUUAAAUGAAAAAACACGCAACAAAAUUCAAGGCUUUGGGUUGCAGCAAAAUAUUAUCUUAAACUUGACAAUAUGUUUGAAACAUAUUGAAAAUCUAUUUGGCAUUUUUGUUAACGUUCAUGUUUGAUACACACAGGCACUGUGUAAGGAAACGUCUUGUCAGUCCCUCUGCCUGUAAACACUUCACUGCGUGGCCCUUGUUUUGCAUUUUUCUUAUUUGUGAAAAUUUGGAUACUGUUGGUCAAAGAAAACCUUAACAUUUUUCCGCUGACUCUCUUGCUGCUAAGAUGUCCUUUUAUCAGCUGCGUUACUCUACUACGAUCAUUUAUCAUUUGCAAUCGCUAAAUCUUUGCUUGAUAUAUCGAUUCUUUUGUGA
Messenger RNA from Rhopilema esculentum, 2320 nucleotides. Its product is annotated as N-acyl-phosphatidylethanolamine-hydrolyzing phospholipase D. NCBI's taxonomy places the organism in Eukaryota, Metazoa, Cnidaria, Scyphozoa, Rhizostomeae, Rhizostomatidae. Gene Ontology annotation, biological process: N-acylethanolamine metabolic process; N-acylphosphatidylethanolamine metabolic process. Gene Ontology annotation, cellular component: cytoplasm; membrane-bounded organelle. Gene Ontology annotation, molecular function: N-acylphosphatidylethanolamine-specific phospholipase D activity. The record is from RefSeq and is a predicted model, not a curated record.